Messenger RNA from Chelmon rostratus (copperband butterflyfish), 4872 nucleotides. Its product is annotated as rho guanine nucleotide exchange factor 26-like. The coding region runs from base 272 to 3241 and encodes 989 amino acids. The transcript is spliced from 15 exons. The record is from RefSeq and is a predicted model, not a curated record. Lineage: Eukaryota; Metazoa; Chordata; Actinopteri; Chaetodontiformes; Chaetodontidae. Gene Ontology annotation, biological process: activation of GTPase activity. Gene Ontology annotation, molecular function: guanyl-nucleotide exchange factor activity; protein binding.
GCUCACUCGACCACACGAUCCACACAAAGUUUGGUCUCUCCGCGGCGCCAACUUUGCUUUCACGAACUUUACUCGGUGUCGGCGCCAAUGCCGGAUUAAGCCCAUUAGGUUGAGUUUAUUCGGCCGGAGAGCGCAGGCACGAUGACCGCAUUUUGCAGCAGAUCCGACUGAUCUGAGGGGUGAGAUCAGUUUUCUGCAGGGCUGCAGUGUUUGCACUGUGACCUGUGGGUUUGGACACAGAUAGUGAAGAGGACGCAGGCACUCCACGACCAUGGAUAUCGGCAAUGAUGUGGAUCUGUCCAAUAAGAACAUCACCCCGUUGUGGAAACGGCGCACGGACAAAACACCCCAGGACUCGAGCAAACCAAGACCACGACCCUUCAGCUACCACAUAAAUGGGGUCAUGAGGACGGAGCUCCCCGUGGAGGACAACAGGUCUUCGUUCACCUUGAGCCAGCCUGCUGAGAGACUGGUGGUCACACCCCCGUGUUGGGGCAAGAACACUGUGGUGUUGAAGCACGUUCUGCACAAACCCUCCAGGAAAUCCAGAGUCGUCCGAAGCAUCAGCAUCGGACACCUCUCCAACGGACUCUUCUCAUUGGCAAAAUUUCGGUCUGAGGAAAGCAGAUCGGCCUCGCUGGACAAUAGAGUGUGUAACGGAGACUGCGAGAGGGAGAAAAGCAGCAAUGGAGGGACAGUCUGGUCUGAGAAGCAUCUCCAGGACCCUCAGAAACGCGUGUCCAGUCCGUUCAGUUUGAGCUCGCAGAAAGACCAGAGUUCACCCUCGACUGAAGCUGUUCCUCUGAACCGCUCCUCUCCCGUCCUGCCUCCACGAACUCCCAACAACAACAGGUAUAACCACAAUGAACUGUCCUUACUUUCAUGCACAUCCAGCCCCUCUCCUCCAGCCCGGCGUACCCCCACCCCCACCCCCUCCCACAGCUCAACCUCCAGCAUCCCCUCCCUCUCUUCCCUCACCUCCUCAGACCCCCCGACCCCACGCUCCCCGUCGCCAGCAGAGAGAGGACAGGCCCUCCUCAGACAGUCCUCAUCCUCGCCCGCCUCCUCACGGGACACCAGGCAUGCCUCCUCCUCUUCUUCCAUCUCCUCCACCUCGCCCUCUCCUUCCCUUUCUCCAUCUGUCUCCCCUUCCAUCGUCCUCAGCACCCACAGCCCUGCUGCCCUGAAGAUGGGCACCCAGCAGCUCAUUCCUAAGGGUUUAGCAUCCGAUGUUCGCCAGAACAAGGCGCCUCCCUCUGGGCAGCAAGGCCCAGGUUUAGUGGGGCUGCUUGGGUUGGAUCAUUCCAAGAGAGCGUUGAAAGCCCUCAGCAUGGUGGAAACAGGAACCUACUUUUCUACCGGACGCAAUGAGGGGACAGAUGGAGACAGUGAGAGCCCGGGGGCACUAAGACGAGGCCUGAGGAGUACGUCCUACAGGAGGGCCGUGGUGAGUGGAGUAGACUUAGAGGUCCCGUCAGUGGAUCCAAAGGCCCUUCAGUUGUCCCAGCCUGUCAUCAAAGGGUUAGAUGGGGGUAAUCCAGCUUCACCAGUCAGCCCAGCAAGUCCUGGCAGUGUAAGCCUCAUGAGCCCUGGAACAGCCAAGCCUGCGAGUCCCGGGACACCCAAAUGUGCCAGCCCUGGGAUUUCAAAGCCUUCUAGCCCUGGGACAGAAAUGCCAACCAGCAGUGGGAAAAUCAAGAGUCCGGAUAAGAAGAAAGUUUUGACCCCGCAGCGGACGUUUGACAGUGAGGAGGAGGAGCUGUACCAGAACUACCAGGAGAAGGCCUUACAUAAUGACUCUGACGAGGACGCCGAUUCCAGAGAGCCCAAACCUGAUACCGGCAUCGUGGUGCAGUACCGGCCUAUACGUACCUCCUGGAGCCAGCUCAGUGUGGUAAAGAAAAGUGGUCUGUCUGACCGGAUGAGUCAGGAGGAACGCAAAAGACAAGAGGCCAUUUUUGAGGUGAUCUCGUCGGAGCACUCGUACUUGCACAGUCUGGAGAUCCUGAUCCGCAUGUUCAAGAACUCUGCAGAGCUCAGCGAGGCCAUGACCAAGACUGAACACCACCACCUCUUCUCCAACAUCGCCGACGUCUGUGAGGCCAGCAAAAAGUUCUUUAAGGAAUUGGAGGAAAGACACCAACAGAGCAUAGUGAUCGAUGACAUCAGCGACAUCGUUUGCAAGCAUGCUCAGUCUAACUUUGACCCCUACGUCACAUACUGCUCCAAUGAGGUCUACCAGCAGAGAACCCUGCAGAGGCUGGUGUCCAAGAAUCCAGUUUUUAAGGAGGUGCUGACCAGGAUAGAGGGCCACCCAGACUGCAGGAACCUCCCCAUGAUCUCCUUCCUCAUCCUGCCCAUGCAGAGGAUCACUCGCCUGCCCCUGCUCAUGGACACAAUUUGUCAGAAGAUACCGAAAGACUCUGCACAAUAUGAAGAGUGUAAGAAGGCUUUACAAGAAGUCAGCAAGGUGGUAAGAAAGUGUAAUGAAGGAGCUCGCACAAUGGAGCGAACAGAAAUGAUGUACACCAUCAACUCUCAGCUGGAGUUCAAGAUCAAGCCUUUCCCGCUGGUCUCGUCCUCCAGGUGGAUGGUAAAGAGAGGUGAGCUGACCGCGUUUGUGGAGGACAACAGCUUCUUCAAGCGGACGUCACGGCAACAGGUCUAUUUCUUCCUCUUCAACGACGUCUUCAUCGUCACCAGGAAGAAGAGUGAGGAGAGCUACGCCGUGAUAGACUACGCUCUCAGGGACCAGAUCUGGGUGGGCUCCUGCCAGCCCGAGGACCUCAACCUGUCACCGGUCAGAAGCACCGCCAGCAUGCUGAGCUCGAGGCAGGCCGGCGCCAACCACCUUUUCCGCCUGCGUUUCCGCAGCAACCACUCCGGCGAAAAGGUUCCGAUGAUCCUGGGGACGGAGUUGCUGAACGAGCGCGCUCGAUGGAUCAGUGCUCUGGGCCAGAAUGUCAACAACAAGAGGUGUCAGGACAGAACCAACGUCAUGCAGGUGGAGGUGAUUAGAACUUAUACAGCCAAGCAGCCAGACGAGUUGUCCCUGCAGGUGGCUGAUGUGGUGCUGGUCUCGCAGACUGUAGAUGACGGCUGGUAUGAAGGUGAGCGUCUGCGCGACGGAGAGAGGGGGUGGUUCCUCGCCGAGUGUGCCGAACCAAUCACGUGCCAGGCCACCAUCGAGCGCAACAUGCAGAGGAUGGACCGCCUGCAGGGGUUGGAGACUAAUGUGUGAGCAGGGCAAGCUACUUAAACCACAGGGGGCUUUUCUCAGCUGUUAAAGAGACCCUUUGACACGUCAUUGACCCUGACAAAUGAGUUCAGUGACCUGCCUACAGGGACCACGUGGGACCAGUAUGGGAGAUGCCUGGCUGCUGGACUCUACAGUGGGAUAAAGUUGAAGACUUGUGGCUCAGCGUCCACUAAAUAUCAGGCAAACUGUCCAAGUUUCAAAGCAAAGACUGUGCAGAACAAACAGUGGAAGAACAGAGAUUUCCUUAAUUACCGACGGGCCCCUGUGUGGGCGGGAUGGCUCGGCAGUGGGAUCUGUCACAUUCAUUAAUUCCCCGGUCGGUUAGAAAACUUCACACCCACUGCCAGAGUCCCUGCUUUCAACACCCUGCUAUAUAACAACUGCUGGUGUGAAAUUUGUAACAUUGUUUUAUUUUUUCAAACAUAUUUUUUGAGCGUAAGUGACGUGCAAUGUAAUAAUUAAGACUACAGUACCGCUGUAGCAGGUAAAGUAGACCAAGAAGUGUGAAAAUGACUGCAGCCUGAUGUGUGCUUUGUUAAUGAGGCCCGGGCCACGUGAUUGGGAGCUUUGCCAGUAACAGUAGCUAUGAAGAUGCUGAUUUUAAAGGGUGGGAUUGGCAGCUUCUUUACAGCGUGUGGGUUAGUCUGGAAACUCAUGCAAGUAGCAUUUGGUGACAAGUGAAACUAUUAUGAUAUUUACAAGAAAAAAACAAUAGAGCUGCAAAAGAAGAAAAAAAAUAAUGCUAUGUGUGUGAAGCCUGUUGCACUUUGUGUAAAUAGUAAGUCAUGAUGAAUUGGAUAAUAUAAAGAAUUGUAGUCACCUGGGAGGUAUAAUCUCAUAUGUCAUCCACAGCCUAAGCAGAAGGGCUAAGUGUCUAUUCUGUAUCUUGUUAUUUGUCACCAGUUAUUGUCAACACCAUGAAUCAGACCCUACAUUGGCGGCACAAAUGCCAUUUUUCUCUCUAUCCACUCAAUGAUUUGGACAGGCUGAAAUAUCAAACACACUUGAUGCCAGCCAGAGGUGUAUACAUAAAUAUCCCCCCCUCAGGAUUUAUAUCUGUGAUGUUACAGAGGCAAGCUGAAAUUAAUUUGUGUGCGCUGCUGACGGUGAGACCCGGAGGGAGGAGCGGCCCUGCUUUUAAUGUGAUUGUCCGGUGUGAGUCAUCUUUUUUUAGUGUUGCCAUGCCCAGCCAAAGGAAACAAAUGGCUCGGUCAGAGUGCGGUGAUAACACCAUCUAUCAAGCCCGCCGCUCCGGCCCAGACGACGACCACAACUGUUGAGCUACACGAAGCGAGGUAUGACGGCAGCGGACGGAGCACCCAGCGGGAAGGGGCAUGACUAUCCGGGCUCUCGAGAAAGAGCGGACGAAGCUUUGCAUUUGCACUCAGGGAAAAUUAGCUAUGUGAUACCACACGUCGAAGCAUGAACUGAUCUUCUUUCAAUCACUUCCUGGACUUGUAACUAUUGUAAAUCAUCUGUGUACAUGUAAAUAUGUAAAACAGCCUGAAUUGUAACAUGUAUCUUUUCCAAAAUACAGAUUUAUAUUGCAGAAACUUGCUUAAGUCAACCUUUAUAUAUUUUAAUCAGUCACUAUAAAUAAAAGGUUAAUUGUC